Molecule: messenger RNA, 1423 nt
Organism: Cucumis melo (muskmelon)
Lineage: Eukaryota; Viridiplantae; Streptophyta; Magnoliopsida; Cucurbitales; Cucurbitaceae
Exons: 5
Coding region: 457-1221 (254 amino acids)
Biological process (GO): protein folding
Cellular component (GO): cytoplasm
Source: RefSeq, a predicted model, not a curated record
GAAGAGAUGAUGAUAGCCGCAAACCCUUAUUUACUUUGUAAUUUAACAAUUUUAUUUACUACUUUAGGGGAGAGUGAAUUUGUAAUUUAACUAUUUUCUUAAAACACACAUUAUUCAAUAACUUCAACCUUAUAUUUUCUCUUCCACCCCUGGAAGACUUUGCCGCAGCUUCGAUCUGCCACCGAUACGACAGUGCCCUUCCAUCCACGCGAUAUGAUACUGAGCUUUCCAUAUUAACGCGGGUUCCGUUCGCCCACAAAUUGGUUUACCCGCAACUUAUUUAAGAUCUGCAAGUUUGGGCAUUUUCGAACACCAACCAAGUUUGGGUUAGAUUCAGACUUGCUACAUUGUUACCAAGAAAUUUAAAAUAAACCUUUUGCAAGGUUAUACUCUUGAUCCUCACAAAAUUGAGUAAAUUCUGCCCAAAAGCCUGUGUCCUGUAGAACUCACUAAACAAUGGGUGAUUAUCACUUCGUGUACAAGGAUGUUGAAGGAGCCUCCACUCAGUGGGAUGACAUUCAGAGAAAGCUGGGAAACCUACCUCCGAAGCCUGCUCCAUUCAAGCCACCAGCCUUCACACCUGCCCUAGAUGAGGCAUCAGUCGCCAAAGACAAGUCUUGGAUUGACCAGAAGAAUGAAGAGGAGCUUGAAGACCUUGAGGAUGACCUAGAUCUUGAUGAUGACAACUUCCUCCAAGAGUAUAGGAAAAAGAGGUUGAUGGAGAUUAGAGAAGCAGCUAAAAUCUCUAAAUUUGGAUCAGUAAAUCCAAUAUCAGGAUCAGAUUUUGUGCGAGAGGUUUCACAGGCUCCAUCUGAUGUUUGGGUUGUCGUUAUUCUCUACAAAGAAGGAAUUCAAGAAUGCGAUGUGUUGAUGAAUUGUUUGCAAGAACUUGCUGCCAGAUAUCCAGCCACAAAAUUUGUUAAAAUAAUAUCCACAGAUUGCAUUCCCAACUACCCAGAUUGUAAUCUUCCUACUUUGUUAGUUUACAACAACGGUGCAGUGAAAGCAAAUUAUGUGGGCCUUAGAAGUUUCGGCAGAAGAUGCACGCCAGAAGGUGUUGCAUUAGUUCUUUGUCAAGCAGAUCCAGUGCUUAAUGAUGGUCAAUCUGGAAAUGAUGAUGGAUCGAGAAAAUCCGUGCUUGAAAGCGUACGCAGAAAGAUAAUAGAGAAGGUGGUGAGAGAUCAUGAAGAUGAGAAUGACAAUGGGUCUUUGAGUGAUUAGUUUUUGAAUUAUUUGCCGCCUUCUUUCUGACGCCCUGUUUCUUAGUUUGAGGUUGAAAAGUAAUGUUUGGUUAUAAUACACUUACAAAUUGUGUGCAUGUGCAUUCCUGUUUCUAUCAAAGGUUUUGUUAUCUAAUGAAUGGUUAUGUGAUGUAUUGAAGUUUAGAAGUUUUGGAAGAUCAAUGAGUUUGGUAUUAAGGCAA